Messenger RNA from Protopolystoma xenopodis, 887 nucleotides. The record is from the annotation of a GenBank genome assembly. Lineage: Eukaryota; Metazoa; Platyhelminthes; Monogenea; Polystomatidea; Polystomatidae.
UGCAUAUCUGCAUAUUUUUAACCAACGUUAGUGUUACUACCGCGUCCUAUGCUCUCGACGUUCACAUCAUGCCUCUUCUGCUUAAAAAUAUUAAACAAAUUGUUAAUGUGAUAAAAACUAACGAAUCUAAGCUUAUUGUAGAAGAAUCAGACAAUAUACAUAUUACGAAUUCGAUAUCAACCUCUCGACUUUCUAUAAUUAUUAAUGAUGAGGGAAUAAUUGAAGAUAUAAUCGACUCUUCCAGAUUUUCACCUAGUGUGAAAAACAUUAUUGAAAUAGAUUGCAACGGAGGCGUUGUUAUGCCUGGAUUUGUUGAUGCCCACACGCAUCCUGUGUGGGCUGGAGACAGAGUCCACGAAUUUACAAUGAAGAUGAGUGGAGCUUCCUACAUUGAAAUUCACGAGAAAGGUGGUGGUAUUCAUUUUACUGUAAGGCACACAAAAGAAGCUAGCGAAGGGGAGCUGUACGCUUCACUUAAGUCACGACUUAAGAAUUUUUGCAGGAAAGGGACAACUACUCUUGAGUGCAAAUCCGGCUAUGGGCUAACCUGGGAAGAUGAAAAAAAAUUACUUAAAGUUCUAACUCGAGCAAAAAGAGAAUUGCCUCUUGACAUUUCCAUAACGUACCUGGCGGCUCACGCCGUCCCAAAAAAUACGAAUGCAGAGGAAUUUACGGAGAAAAUAAUCAACGAACAAAUACCGCUUUUGGAAGCUUCAAUGAAGAAAGGAGAGAUAGACGUCGAUAAUAUCGAUGUAUUCUGUGAAAAAGGAGUUUAUAACAUAAAUCAAACAAAACGAAUAUUGGAAGCCGGAAUGGAGAUAGGUCUAGCUGGAAACUUUCAUGCCGAUGAACUUACCUGUCUUGGUGGUGCGGAGGCAAUAAUUUGA